UACACCACCCGUGGUAGUUUCUCAGCGAAUCGAACCACGAGCGGCGAAUCGACACUCAAAAAGCAAAAAAUCGAAGUCGAAGAGGAAGCCCGGAACCCGUUGCCGCCUCCUAUCAUUCAAUGCAGUCUGUAUGGCGUCGAAAUGCUCACACGAGCGUCAUGCGUAAACCACGCAAUUAAUUUACUUCUCAUUGACGAUAUUGUGUGGAUAUGGUGGUACGACAGACAAGGCGCGAUUCAGACUCAAGGAAUCAACUUCGUUCAGGAUCUUCCGCGCUUCCUGAUUCUGCUCUUCGCAUUUCAGCGGUUCAAGCUCGAGGACUGGGGGUUCAACACUACCCUAGAUCCCCAGUCUGAGGUCAUUCAUUGUCAUCAGAAAGGUACUGGAGGCAGUCGCACUGUUGCAGACAGGUGUUUCGACUUCCCGCCACCCGGAAUUUCUCUCAGCGAACCGGUUCAAAUCAGGAUCAACACUGGCAACCAAGUCCAUCACAUAUAUAGCUUGACUGGACGAGCCACGUCUGUCUUUGGCGGUACUGUGUGUCCGGUGGCUCCUAAGACGACCAAACGUUCCAGCAAGCCUCAGGGUUCUGGCGAGGAACUCGCGGCUGUCGAUAAUAUCAAAGUAUCCACGGCCCUUGAUGGGCCUCGGGAGGUCGUAGUGAAAAUUUAUUGGCCGGGGGAAUCGCACCUGAGCGAAGCCUACAUUCUUGACGUGGCACGCACACUCGGAAAGGAGAACCCUGAUAUCAUUGACCACCUUCCGCAGCUGGUUCUCUCUCAUGACUUCCCCGAGUAUUCGACAGGAUGUGUCAGGGAAAAGCUUGGUCUAAAGCCAUCAGAGGGACGGCGCCCCGCUCGUAUCCUUCGGCUGGCAAUAUUUCACCGACUCAAACCUAUCACUACGUUGGUCGGCGAGGAGUUCAUGAGAGCAUGGUUCGAUUGCGUCCGCUGCCAUUAUGCCCUUUGGGAGCUAGGCAUCCAACAUUGCGACCCCAGCUUGUCAAAUGUGAUGGUUGACGAGAACAAGCGCGGCAUCUUAAAUGACUGGGAUCUUGCGACCAUCGAAGGACAAUCAACCCACGAUGGGUGUGAUCGCCCUGGGACCGUGCCCUUCAUGGCUUUGGAUUUGCUCAGACAUGAUUAUUGGGAGGGCAAGAUCAAGCGCCAAUAUCGCCACGACCUCGAAGGCUUCCUAUGGAUUCUGCCUUUCGUUUCAUUGCAGUACGAGAACGGUGACCUGAUCAGGAAUCCGCCAUUAAAGUCAUGGAAUACGGGAAAUUACGCCUUCUGCAGACUAUUGAAGCUUGGCUUCUUGGAUGACAUUGAACAGGGAUCUAUACUGCUGAAGAUGAAGGCGAUACCUUCAUACGAGAUGGAAUGGAUCCUAUGUUGUGGCAUCUUACCUUCGAUUCACAAGAUUUGGUCCCCACAGUCCGGGUCAGCGUUUGACCUUCUUCUGGACAGAUCGGCCGGGAUGAAAGUCCCAGAGGAAUCUGACGUGAAGGAGGUGCCGACUAGGGAGGCUUACUUGGACUUUUGGAGGCGCGUGAAGGAACUUGCAAACUCACCACGAACGAAAAAGAUCAUGCCUAAUCUAUGGAAAUCGGUGCCUGUAGGGCUUGUAUAGACCCACCGCUCGGAUUGCCCCUCCCCUCGAAUUGCCCCUCCCAAACGUGAGGAUGACUAUGAUGCACGGCGGUUAGUUAGUUGUGGCUCAGGAGUUAGGUUAGAUGCCUGAAGAUUACUGUACAUUUCAUAUGCAUAAUACCCGUAAUUUACAUACCUCAGAGGACAUACAAGGCUCAAGGAGCUGUAAUGGUAGUGGUAUCACCUCGCCGCCGGAGUGUCUAGUUUAAAACUUUGUCUGUGAGUUAUGUCGACUGUUAC
Heterobasidion irregulare TC 32-1 is the source of this 1889-nucleotide messenger RNA. RefSeq lists its product as uncharacterized. The record is from RefSeq and is a predicted model, not a curated record. Lineage: Eukaryota; Fungi; Basidiomycota; Agaricomycetes; Russulales; Bondarzewiaceae. The coding region runs from base 142 to 1629 and encodes 495 amino acids. The transcript has 3 exons.